GAAAAAACAACUAAAGAACUUCUCCACUCACUAAAAAUUAUCCUCUCUCUCCUUGGUCUCUUCUCUCUCCUCCUCUUUCCUCUUUUUCUCUCUCUAAUCCCCAAAACAAAACCCUAAAAACCUUGAUCUCGCCGGACCCAUUCCUUUCCUCCUUCGUCGUGAUCCCUUCAUUCUUUCCCUCCGCCCCAAGGAAACGAGAAACACAAGGAAGGAAAUAAAGCGACGGAAAUUCAACAAUAUAGAGAGAUUUGAGAGGUAGAAAUGUACAAGAACCAGCUGCAGGAGCUGGCCCAGAGGAGCUGCUUCAACCUUCCCUCUUAUACCUGCAUAAGGGAAGGCCCUGAUCACGCCCCCAGAUUUAAGGCUACAGUUAACUUCAACGGCGAGAUCUUCGAGAGCCCUCACUAUUGUUCUACCCUCCGCCAGGCUGAGCACUCAGCCGCUGAAGUUGCCCUUAACUCCCUCUCGAACCGCGGCCCCUCUCACUCCCUCGCCGCCCGCAUUCUCGAUGAAACUGGUGUAUACAAGAACCUUCUACAAGAAAUUGCACAAAGAGUUGGUGCUCCAUUGCCACAGUACACAACAUUUAGGUCAGGCCUGGGCCACCAACCUGUUUUUACAGGGACAGUGCAGUUGGCUGGAAUUACAUUCACAGGAGAACCUGCCAAGAAUAAGAAACAGGCUGAGAAGAAUGCAGCAAUGGCAGCUUGGUCAUCGCUAAAGCAAUUGGCAAAAGAAGAUGCAAGUUCUUCAUCUGAGCCAGACAACAAUGAUGAACUAGAACAAAUCACAAUAGCACGUGCCCUGUUGAAUUACCGUCUGAAGGAAAAGAUAGCAAUGAUAAGCUCCGCCAACUCCCCAAUACCAUUUUCAAAAAAGUUUCAAAUUCAGAGCCCUAGGCCAACAAGUCCACAGCCUGCCCCAGCUACCUCAUCUAAAAUCCUCCCCUUAAUCUGCCCAAGGACAGCUUCUCGAAAUAGGCCUACUUCAACCACAGCAGUUGACAGACCUGUGCCAGCCAGACCCACAUCAACUACAACAAAUGACAGAAGUGUACCUCCACGACAAUCACCUCUUCCAGAACUCUGGGCAACUUAUCCUCAGAAAUUCCCUGCAGCAGGAGCAGCUCCUUAUGUCCCUAUCCGACAAUUUGGGGCACAUUGCCACGGCAUGGCUCAACCAGUGAAAAUAAGAAGUGUAGUGCCCGUUUUUGCAGCACCUCAACGUCAACCACCAUCACUUCCCCAUCAGGUGAUGCAAGGGCUACCUCAACAACCUCCACCUGUUACCAUUAGGCCAACUUCACUAGCAUAUGCUACUCCACCACCCGUUCGAAAAGAAGAUCCUAUGAAUGUUAGAAAAGAUCAUCUGGCUGCUCAGAAAGAAGAUUCUGUGGGCAUUCAAAACGAUCAUUUACCUGUUCAGAAAGAAGAACCUCAGGCUGUUCAAAAAGAUCAUUCGCUUGUUCAGAAAGAAGAAUCUCAGGCUAAUCAAAAAGAUCAUUCAUCUGUUCAGAAAGCAGAAUCUCAAGCUGUACAAAAGGAAGAUCCUUUAAACAUUAUGAAAGAUCAUCCAACUGCUACUGCUGCUGCCUUCUUGCCAAAUAAAUCACCAGGUCAAGUGGAGGAAACUGGGAGCCCAAAGCUGAAAGAAUUUGAGACAGUUCAACAGAUGGAACAACUCAAAAUCUGAUUGUUGCAGGGGAAGAGUUGGAUCCAUGGGAGACAAUCUAAUGGUUUUUAUGCUCAUCUCACUUUUGUUGUAGCAUCUUCUCUCAUCUUAUUGUAUGAGUGUUUCUAUUUUAACUUUUUUUUUCCUCCUGGCAUUUUACUUUUAACCAUUUUGUUCUCUUAGGCAGCAGGUUAAAUUAGUAUGGGCAGUGCCAUAUAUUUGGAAUUCAAGAGUUUUCUUAUGUUAGCAGUUGCAUGGCCAUAUGGUAGUAUAGAAUUAGAAUGAUGUUGGAGUUCAGUUCAGUGCCUUGUAAUGAUUUUUUUUUUAGGAAAUUAUCCUGAAAUUUUUUUUUUAA
Molecule: messenger RNA, 2026 nt
Organism: Hevea brasiliensis (rubber tree)
Lineage: Eukaryota; Viridiplantae; Streptophyta; Magnoliopsida; Malpighiales; Euphorbiaceae
Product: double-stranded RNA-binding protein 2
Exons: 3
Coding region: 262-1692 (476 amino acids)
Molecular function (GO): double-stranded RNA binding
Source: RefSeq, a predicted model, not a curated record